GCACACAAGAACACAACACCAACCACAUACCAAACAUGUUGUCACUACCACUCCUCGCGCCUCAAAAUGAAUACUCCUUCUUCCUCUCCCCCCACCUACGCCCGCCACCCGACACCCCAUCCAACCACCCAUCCACCUCCGAAAACAACGCAAUACAACAAACCCGCCGCCUGGCAUCCCAAAACCACUCGACCCCAUCCCGACAAUCGCUAGCCCAACUGCUCGCAGACGAACACGCCAUCUCCAGCCGCAAACACAAUAUCCGACGUUUUGGGGCCGGGUGGAUAAAACCGCCGGGUGUGGCGAAGACGUUGCAAGCGGAGACGGAGGAAAAAGCCGAGAGGGAGGAGCAAGAGGCUUUGCAGAGGAGGGAGCAGAUGAUGAUGGAUAUGCAGGCGCAGCAGGAGGUUGAGGAGGCGAGGAAUAGAGCUGCUGCUGCUGCUGAAGAAGGAGGAGAAGAGGCAGAUGUGGAGGGAGAAGAGGAAAGGGAUUUGGACGAGGAGAUUCCUGAUGCUGAUGGUGAGGAAGAAGAGGAAGAGGAGGAAGAAGAUGAAGAUGAAGAUCUCUCGGGUUCAGACGAGGAAGAGGAUGAAGAGGAAGAAGAAGAGUUGCAAUCGGAAUUGCAGUCUGAAAUGCUGGAGCAUUCCCAGUUGCAGCAUUCUGAGGUUCCGGUCGCCGAAGACAUCACAUUCAAUGAGGACAGCAUGUUUGCGGAAAACAGCUUGUUGGAGAUUGAUGAAGAGACGAGGGAGCAGGAAAGAUAUGAUCGGUUGCAAGAGGCAGAGUUGACGGGUGUGGCUCAGGAUCAGCUUGAUUUGGGUGUUGAAAGGGAUCUGGACGACAGUGUGCCCGAGGCUGGCAGUUAUCAACAUACCGACAGCGAGUUGGACGACUCGGAUGAAGAUUCGGAUGAGAAUGAAGACGAGGAAGAGCAAGAUCAGAGUCAAUUGGGAGAGCAGAGCGAGAUGAUUGGGGCAGUCAUGCAACGCAGUCGCAGCAGUCUGUUGAGCAGGGAUGUGAGCUCCUUACUCGACUCUUCCUUUGUCACCAGCAGUCCUGCUCCCAUCGGUCGCCUGAGGUCUACUGCUCACAGAACGGGCCAGAGAUGA
This is a messenger RNA of Aureobasidium pullulans EXF-150, 1109 nucleotides long. RefSeq lists its product as uncharacterized. Gene Ontology annotation, cellular component: anaphase-promoting complex. The transcript has 2 exons. The record is from RefSeq and is a predicted model, not a curated record. Bases 36 to 1109 code for a protein of 357 amino acids. Gene Ontology annotation, biological process: anaphase-promoting complex-dependent catabolic process. Lineage: Eukaryota; Fungi; Ascomycota; Dothideomycetes; Dothideales; Saccotheciaceae.